GAUAUAGAGUAAAAUCCAAACUCCAACCAUACAACAGUUCUAGACCACCUAUGACCACACCCAUUAGAGCCCCAUCUUGGGUCUCUAGAAGAAGGCAACUUGAACAAAAAAUUUCUCAACUUCACAAAUGCUCAAAUUUAUCACAAUUGAAGCAACUUCAUGCUCAAAUUAUCAAAUCUGAUCUUCAUCAUGAUCCUUUUGUUGCUCCUAAACUCAUCUCUGCAUUCUCUCUCUGCCAUAAAAUUGGGUUAGCCGUUAAUGUUUUUAAUCAAAUUCAAUUUCCUAAUGUGCAAUCAUACAAUACUCUGAUUAAAGCUCACACCCAGAAUUCACAAUCUUAUGAAGCCUUCAAUAUUUUCUUUCAUAUGCUUAAAAAUGGCGUUUAUCCUGAUAAUUUUACAUACCCAGUUCUUCUAAAGAAUUGUAGUGGACAUUGUUCAUUUCAAUUGGUUCAAAUGAUUCAUACCCAUAUAAUAAAGUUUGGAUUUUGUGCUGAUAUUUUUGUACCCAAUUCCUUGAUUGAUAGUUACUGUAAGUGUGGGGUAAUUGGUGUUGAUUCUGCUAGGAAGUUGUUUAUGUUUAUGGAGGAUAGAGAUAUUGUUUCUUGGAAUUCAAUGAUUAAUGGGUUGGUUAAAGGGGGUGAGUUGAUUGAAGCUCGGAACGUGUUCGAUGAAAUGCCUGAGAGAGAUAUUGUAAGCUGGAAUAUCAUCUUGGAUGGGUAUGUCAAAGCAAGGGAUAUGAAUGCUGCAUUUAGUUUGUUUGAGAAAAUGUCAGAAAGAAAUGUGGUGUCUUGGUCUACUAUGGUAUUGGGUUAUACAAAAUCAGGGGAGAUGGAAAUGGCUAGAUUGUUGUUUGAUAAGAUGCCUGUUAAGAAUUUGGUGUCCUGGACAAUAAUGAUUUCUGGGUAUGCUGAGAAGGGAUUUACAAAUGAGGCCAUAUCUUUGUACAAUGAAAUGGAGAGUGCAGGAUUACAGCUUGAUGACGGGACUAUUAUUAGUAUUUUAGCUGCCUGUUCCGAGUCUGGGUUGCUAGAACUUGGAACAAGAGUUCGUUCCUCAAUAGUGGCGGCUGGGUUUAGAUGUAGCAUUGCAGUGAAUAAUGCAUUGAUUGAUAUGUAUUCCAAGUGUGGAUGUGUGAAGAAAGCAUUAGCUGUAUUUCUGGGAAUGUCCGAAAGAGAUUUGGUUUCCUGGAACACCAUUAUCAGAGGUUUAGCUAUGCAUGGAGAUGGAAAUACAGCCCUCAAGCUUGUCUCUAGGAUGAAACAAGAAGGAUUUCGACCUGAUAAGAUCACUUUCAUUGGAAUGUUAUGUGCUUGCACUCAUAUGGGUUUUGUUGAUAGGGGGCUUGAAUAUUUUUAUUCAAUGGAAAGGGAUUAUGGCAUUGUCCCCCAAAUUGAACACUAUGGUUGUUUGAUUGAUCUUUUAGGUCGUGGGGGGCGUUUGAAAGAAGCUUUGGAAGUUGUGCAAAACAUGCCAAUGGAACCAAAUGCCGUCAUUUGGGGUACCCUCCUAGGAGCAUGCCGGUUGCACUUUCCUCUAGAAAUGGCUGAAGAGGUUCUGAAGCAUUCUGUCAAACAUAAUCCAACAGAUGCUGGAAGUUUCUCUAUACUGUCUAAUAUAUAUGCUGCUGCAGGGGAUUGGGUAAAUGUUGCAAACGUUAGACGAACAAUGAAGAACAUAGGAGUCCACAAGCCUUCUGGGGCUAGUACCCUUGCCGUAGAUGGCGAGGUUCAUGAUUUCACUGUCUUUGACAACUCACACCCCAAUUCAGAAGAUAUCUAUCACAUGAUCCAUUUAUUACACCCAGAACUUUAGAAAGCUGGUUAUGUCCUGAUAGCAGUAUAUAAUUAAUAGACCAUCCAGACUGCUCUAAAAAUUGUUUUUACUAAAGGUUGGAGUAAAGGAAUGUCUAAUGGGUCUUGUCUGGUUGGGUCAUUCAUCUUAACUACCCAAAAAGCAAAAUAAAGUUGUUUGCGCUAUGGUGGCGCCAUGGUGAGGGGUAUUUUGCAUAAGCUGAGAGUAGCUUUACUGUACAGCAGAUUAUCACGGUGUUGUCCAUCAUGGUGUUUCUGAGAAUGUAUUAUUUUAGGUCCUUAACACUUUGUUUGGAUAAGCGGAAAUGGAGAUAGAGGGAGGGAUUGGAACUAAUAUGUUCGGUAAAGGGGUUGGGGUAAGGAGGGGAAGACAGGUUUCCGUCCCUCAUUAAUAAACAUCAUCCCUCCAUAAUCGGAGAUUUGGAGGGAAUAUGAAGCUCCACCUUUCCCCUUCCCCCUCCUUCCUUUCUCCUCGAUGUUGCUACCGGAACAACGUGAAAAGAAAAAGGGAAUGGCUACUAUGGUAAUGCAAGUUCAUAUGUAGUAGCGCUCAUUCGGGUUUCUGAUGAUUAUGAGUAUUAAUGGAAAUUCUGUGAAUGUCAAUGUAAAAUAUGUGCUCAUUGUGAUCUAAGCAUGUUGAAUUUAUCAAUAAAUGUACAUUUAACUAUUUA
Messenger RNA from Beta vulgaris subsp. vulgaris (sugar beet), 2484 nucleotides. RefSeq names its product pentatricopeptide repeat-containing protein At3g29230. Gene Ontology annotation, molecular function: protein binding; RNA binding. The transcript has a single exon. Gene Ontology annotation, biological process: RNA modification. The record is from RefSeq and is a predicted model, not a curated record. The coding region runs from base 51 to 1814 and encodes 587 amino acids. Lineage: Eukaryota; Viridiplantae; Streptophyta; Magnoliopsida; Caryophyllales; Amaranthaceae.